AUGAGCAUGCUCAACAUGAACUUUUUGCUGUCCGUUGGCGUGGCUGCUGCCGUCUUGCCUGUGCGCUCGUUCCACGCCACCCAAGCCUCGUUCGGUGGUGGUCACAGUGCCGACCAGUCGCCGACUGCCCCGAAGCAUGCCGUCCGCACAAAGCGCCCGGACAUUGCCAACCCGCCCAAGCACGAGCUGUUCAACAAGAUUCUCAUCGCCAACCGUGGUGAGAUUGCUUGCCGUAUCAUGCGCACCUGCAAGCGCCUUGGUAUUCAAACGGUGGCCGUCCACUCUGAGGUGGAUGCCCAAACUCUGCAUGUUCAGCUUGCUGAUGAGGCGUACUGCGUCGGCCCUGCCCCGACCAACGAUUCGUACCGCAACGCGACCGCCAUCAUUGAUGCCGUUCGUCAAAGUGGUGCUCAGGCCGUCCACCCAGGCUAUGGUUUCCUCUCCGAGAACAACCAUUUUGCCGCUCAGCUCGAGCAGCUUGGCGUGACCUUCAUUGGCCCGCACUCUGGCGCCAUUGACGCCAUGGGUGACAAGAUUCACAGCAAGAUUCUUGCCACCGAGGCCAAGGUCAACGUCAUUCCCGGCUAUAACGGCGUUGUGAAGGACGCCGAUCAUGCCAUCAAGAUUGCGCAGGAGAUUGGCUAUCCAGUCAUGGUGAAGGCUUCUGGCGGCGGCGGUGGCAAGGGCAUGCGUGUUGCUUGGAAUGACGAGGAGGUGCGCGAGGGUUUCAAGCUGUCGGCGGCCGAGGCCGCGUCGUCGUUUGGCGAUGAUCGUCUCUUUGUCGAAAAGUUCAUCGACAACCCGCGCCACAUUGAGAUCCAGGUUCUUGGCGACAACCACGGCAACGUUGUCUACCUGAACGAGCGCGAGUGCUCCAUCCAGCGCCGCAACCAAAAGGUCAUUGAGGAGGCGCCCAGCAGCUUCAUCGACCCUGAGACCCGCGCCAAGAUGGGCCAGCAAGCCGUCAUGCUCGCCAAGGCCGUCAAGUACAACUCUGCUGGCACGGUCGAAAUGAUGGUCGACUCGAAGCGCAACUUUUACUUUUUGGAAAUGAACACUCGUCUCCAAGUCGAACACCCGAUCACCGAGUACAUUACUGGAGUCGAUCUUGUCGAGCAAAUGAUCCGCUCUGCGGCCAAUCGCCCCCUCUCGUUCACUCAAGCCGACGUCAAGCUGAACGGCUGGGCGUUCGAGUCGCGCGUCUACGCAGAAGACCCCACUCGCUUCCUUCCUUCCAUUGGCAAGCUGCAAACCUAUGCUGAGCCCGUGGAUUACACUGGGCAAAACCUUGUUCGCUGCGACAGUGGCAUUGUGGAAGGCAGCAACAUCAGCAUCUACUACGAUCCCAUGAUCUGCAAGUUGAUCACCUACGGCCCGGACCGUCAGUCGGCGCUGCAGACGAUGCGCGAAGCUCUUGACAGCUACGUCAUUCGUGGUGUCACGCACAACAUUCCUAUUCUGCGCGACAUGAUCGACCAUCCUCGCUUCAUCUCUGGCGACAUCUCGACCAAGUUCAUCCAAGAAGAGUACCCCACGGGCUUUGCCAAGCGAGAACUGAAGGAUUUGCAGCUUCAUCAUCUCCUUAGCACGGCCGCUGCUCUCAAGGCGACCGAGCUUGUCGACAAUGUGUCGUUCCAAAGCAAGGUUGCUCGUCAAGAUGUCGUCUCCGAGGUCGCCUCUGGAGUUGAGGCGCAAGAGUACGUGGUUUUGCUCGAUGGCGCCCCACAUCGCAUCAUCCUUUCGUCCGUUGAAGGAAUGUCUCAGGUUGAGUUUGAGGAUGGCUCGAAACUCGCAGUCUCUGAAGACAGCGAAGCACCCACCAACCAUAUCCGUGUCCGCCACUUUAUUGUGGAGGAACCUUGUGAGCACGAGGACGAAGAGCUUGUCGACGAAACGGCUGCGGCUUCCGAGGAUGUCGAGUUUGAAGACUCGCACGAUCACAUUUCUGAUGUCGUCACCAUCCAGAACCUUGGCUCCAUCCCCGGCGGCUUCAAGAUUGGCUAUUUGGGCGGCGUGUACGAUGUGGUCUUCCUGACACCUCGUGAGUACGAGCUGUCCAAGCUGAUGCCCAAGAAGGCGAAGGCCGACACGAGCAUGAUGGUGGUUUCGCCCAUGCCUGGCACUGUUGUGACGAUUGCAGUGGCCGCUGGUGAUUCUGUUGUCGCUGGUCAAGAGGUGGCAGUGGUGGAAGCCAUGAAGAUGCAAAACUCGCUUCGUGCUCAACGCACUGGCAAGAUUAAGAAGGUUUUCGUCAAGCCAGGGCAAACCCUCGCCUCCGAGGAGCUCAUUAUGGAGUUUGAGAAGGAAUGA
This is a messenger RNA of Capsaspora owczarzaki ATCC 30864, 2310 nucleotides long. RefSeq names its product propionyl-CoA carboxylase. Gene Ontology annotation, molecular function: ATP binding; propionyl-CoA carboxylase activity; metal ion binding. Bases 1 to 2310 code for a protein of 769 amino acids. Gene Ontology annotation, cellular component: mitochondrion. NCBI's taxonomy places the organism in Eukaryota, Filasterea, Ministeriida, Capsasporidae. The transcript has 7 exons. The record is from RefSeq and is a predicted model, not a curated record.